Messenger RNA from Penaeus chinensis, 2890 nucleotides. RefSeq names its product 2-oxoglutarate and iron-dependent oxygenase domain-containing protein 3-like. The record is from RefSeq and is a predicted model, not a curated record. Lineage: Eukaryota; Metazoa; Arthropoda; Malacostraca; Decapoda; Penaeidae. Gene Ontology annotation, molecular function: L-ascorbic acid binding; iron ion binding; oxidoreductase activity, acting on paired donors, with incorporation or reduction of molecular oxygen. The transcript has 9 exons. The coding region runs from base 293 to 1219 and encodes 308 amino acids. Gene Ontology annotation, cellular component: membrane.
GUGAGUAUGGACGACACACGCCGACGAUUGGACAUAUGACUUCAUGAUAUACGAUUGUUGUAUUUUGUGUCAGUCGGCGACUGUAUUGUAUAUUAGUUUUGAGUUGAGCUGCUAUGGCAAGAGACAUAUAAAUCACAUGGAAAAUUCCCCAGCUUCAAAAUGUCAGAAUGUGUUUUUGUGAAUAUUUUUUUUAUCGUGUCAGACUAUGAAGUGCAGGACCAAGGCACACAGUGGGGUUUGUUAACAGGAUAACAGCAGUUAGCACAUCAAGGAUUCUUCAAAGUUUGCAGAAAUGGCCAAAAUGAGAGGACCACGCAAGUCACCUGGAACAAAUAAGGCGGAAGUUCCUACUGCCUCCCAGACAACAAGUAGUCCACCAAGACUGCAAAUAGAUUGGCGUCGUAUCUUCAUUAGGAUUCUUAUGAUGACUGGUAUUAUGGUUGCUGUCUAUUACACUAAAGCAACAGACUUGGUCACCUUCGUAACACAGAAAGAAGAAGUUCUCAGCCGCUCUGUUGAUAUUACUUGCUCUGAAGACUAUGCGCAGGAGCUUUUGCAUUUUCCUGGUUGUACACCUAGGAAGUGUGGUAGAGUAGUGUUUGAUACUCUCGUGAAGCCGUCUGAGGUUGCUGCAUUACUCAACAUAGCACAGAGAGGACUGUCAAUGGGAGGUUCUACUGGUGGAGCUUCUAUCCUUGAUUUGCACUCAGGGGCUCUGUCACAUGGCAAUGCUUUUGUCAAUAUCUUUAAAUUGGAAGAGGCGAGAAACAUAUUCACAGAACAAGACUUCAAAAUAUAUAGUUUUGUCAAAAAUAAGAUUCACAAAGCUAUAGUGGAUCAUUUUGGCAUUGAAAAAAAAGGGCUUUACCUGACACAUCCGACCUUCUUCUCUCGCAUCACACCUGCUCCUCCACAAACAGUUCAUGAUGAGUACUGGCAUCCUCAUGUUGACAAGGAGACUUAUGAGUCUUUCCAUUACACAUCAUUAUUAUAUCUAACUGAUUAUAAUUAUGACUUUGAGGGUGGACGGUUCAUCUUCAUUGAUAAGGACUCCAACAAAACUGUUGAGCCACGUUCAGGGAGAGUUUCUGCUUUUACCUCUGGGUCUGAAAACCUGCAUCAUGUAGAGAGAGUCACAAAAGGCACCAGGUAUGCUGUGACAGUGUCCUUUACAUGUGACCCCAAGCAUGCUAUUAGUGAUCCUGUUCUGCAGAGGUGACUGCAGUUUGGAGGAAGAAUGCAUUAGAAUUGAGUCUUCAUUAUUUCAGUGUUUCAUUGUAGGUUGAUUUAUAAUUUGGAAAAAAGAAUAUAAAAUCCAGGUUGAAAAAAAGCAAAAACUUCUAGAGAUAUUUUUUUCCUUUUGUUAAAAUUGUUUUUAAAUAUUGCCAGUAUUUGAAUCAGUGUUAGUGUUGAUAUUCAUAGUUAUUUAUGAAUGCUGAUGUAAUUCAAGGUAAAGUACCAAUGACUUGGACUUGCACAAAUAAAGUAUGACAUGACAGGAAAUAUGUGUAUAUCCAUUAGAUUUGGACAAUAAGUGCCCUUUGGAUUUUCAGCAAAUGAAAUGUUCUUGCAACAGGCAGUUUGUCUGUCAGGCUUUUUCUAGGGAUUUUUUACAAAGCCCAACAACUUUUCAAAAUUGCAGAUAUUGCAGUUAUUAGGAUUAUAAAAUGAAACUAUGUGGUUUUUAGUUUUUAAUUUUUUGGUGCAAAAUUUAGGUGCUCAAAUUCCAAAUUAUCAGUAUAUAUAAAGUAUUAUUAUUGGUGAUUUACUGAAGAAAAUCAAUAAAUAUCAUCACCUAAUAAUUAUUGUUAUAGAAGAAUUGUUAACUGAACUUGAUCUCUUUUGUCAAAGUUAUUAAUUCUUUCUUUUUGAAGAGUAUUUCUUUCUGUCCUUAAUCAGAGUUAUUAUCAUGGAUAAUUCAGUUUCUUUACUGUAGGUUGUAGCAAUCUAUUGAUUUUUCAUCUGGACACUUAAAGCAUUAUGCCUUGGCUGCACCCUUGGCAAACACAGUAUUGAUAUUAAAUGCGUUUAGUAGUUCCUAAAUAUUAUGACAUGCAGUGUAGAUGUAAUUAAUUUUAUUAUGCUUAAUUAUAUUUUUGAGAAUAAUGAUAUAAUACAUGUAGUGGACUCCUGGGACAAACAGCAUGAUGGUUGCAAGAAGCAUCUGGAGUCAGUGACACCAAGAGAUUUCUGAUGCAGUCAUUUUAGGGAUAUACUUAAUAUACUCAUUGGGUAUUUGUGGACCUAUCAGAAAUUUGUUAUGAUUACAGCACUGAAUUGUAGUACUGGUUAGAUUAAAAACAAAAUUGUAUAAGAAUAUUGACAAUAUUAACAAUUUCCAAUAACUAUGAAUGAAUGAAUUAAGAUUUCAAAGUAAAGUCUGAACAUAUGUGUCAAAAGAACUGCUAACCUUUUGAACAAAUGCUUUGUUGUGCUGUUGUUUAUUUCAGUAUUGUAUUGAGAUUUGACCAGCUUAAUCACAGUAUUGUCAGGAAGUCAGGAAUUUGCAUUUAUUCUGGAUUACAGGAUGUACAUUUCAAUUCUCUGCAUAGUUUGCAUUCCAGUAUUGUGUAUUGUACCAAGAGAUUCUUGGGUUUAUCCAGACUUAUGGUGAAGGGUUGUGUUGCUUGGGGUUUGGUUUUACUUGUUUGCUGUGAUGUCUGAUAUUCCAUUUUUGUUUUAUUUCUUAAUUUUCUUGUUCAGAUACAAUAACUGUAAACAUUUCACCAUGCCUGGUCACAUCUUGUUAGGUUUAACCCAGUGCUGCUGGGCAUGGCAUGUAUGUACAUUCCAUGCCCACUGUGAGUUUACUUUAUUAAUUGUUUUUACACAUAGAUGGCUAUACUUGUACUAAGUCACCAAUGAGCCAGUUAUAAGUACUGCCUGUCUC